Molecule: messenger RNA, 845 nt
Organism: Gymnodraco acuticeps
Lineage: Eukaryota; Metazoa; Chordata; Actinopteri; Perciformes; Bathydraconidae
Exons: 3
Coding region: 86-742 (218 amino acids)
Source: RefSeq, a predicted model, not a curated record
CAAGGGACAUCGGGCCAAAGAACAGUCUCUAAACUCAGUCAGCAGUAUUGCACAGUUCUACGUGCCAGAAACUUCUGUUGGAGGCAUGAGUGUACAAGAGGCCAAGACCAGGAGGGCUGAGGUGAAGGUUGCUGUUGCAAUGGUGCAGCACAAUGUUCCCUUUGCCGUUGCUGACCAUUUCAGCCCCUUGUACAAAGAAUGUUUUAGAGACUCCCCUACAGCUCAGGGCUUUAAGAGCGCAAGCACAAAAACAACGUGCCUCAUAAAUGAAGCAGUGGCACCUCAUUUUAAGAAGGAACUGGUGAUGAAGAUGAGAGAGAAUCCCUUCACACUUGUCACAGAUGGCUCGAAUGAUACUGGUCUAGAGAAGAUGAAUCCUCUCACUGUCAGAAUCUUUGACACCAACAAAGUUGUGCACAGGUUCCUUGAUAUGUGCACCACCAGUGGGCGGAGCUGUGGCACCGCUGAAGUGAUCUACACAAAAAUCAAUGACACCUUGCAGGAAAAUGACAUCCCUUGGAGAAAUUGUGUAGGUCUCUCUAUUGACAAUGCCCCUGUAAAUACAGGUGCCAGAAAUUCAAUCUCAGCCAGAAUGUUGAAGGAAAAUGGCAGUAUUUACAUCCAUGGAUGCCCCUGUCAUAUCAUCCACAACACUGCCAAACAUGCGGGGCAGAAGUUUAUGGAAGUAAGUUCAAACAUGUACUCUCUAUAUUACCAAUCCGUUAAGCCCAAUGCCAUGUAAAACAGUUUGCUGAUAGUGUUGCAAUAGAUACUUGAAUUCAUGUAUUGCAGAUAUCCGGAUUUGAUCCAGAGGAUCUGACCGAGGAUGUUGGGUACUGGUUUAA